Messenger RNA from Eupeodes corollae, 2897 nucleotides. Its product is annotated as ankyrin repeat domain-containing protein 11. Gene Ontology annotation, cellular component: nucleoplasm. The record is from RefSeq and is a predicted model, not a curated record. Gene Ontology annotation, molecular function: protein binding. Lineage: Eukaryota; Metazoa; Arthropoda; Insecta; Diptera; Syrphidae.
AUAAUUCAAUUAUGUGUAGAACAGGAACACUAAACAGGUUUUUAUAAUAAAUAACAAAAAAGCUCGAGCUCCAUUAUUAUUACAUUGUUGGUAUUUUUUCCUAAAUAGUAUGCCUAUACCGACAAAAUUGCUUUGGAAAUAGCAUUGGACAUUUUAAAUAAAAUUUGUUAUAGACCAUUUGUGUUUAUAUUAUUUUAAAUGCAAUUCAUUUGGCAAAAACUUUUAUUAAAAAUAGAAUUUUAAAAAUUGGCUUCAAUUUCCAAUUUUUGAUUACUAUGCCCCCCCCUAGACCCCGAGGAUUUGGUAAUAGUUCGGGCAUAUCUGGUAGACCAAGUCCGAGUACUCCAAUGUCAGAAAGACAACAAAUGGCUCUGUUAAUGCAGAUGACAUCUGCCUCACCUUCGUGCAGUCCAGAUGUGCAUCAGUCUUUAAACAAUUUAAAUCAGUUGGCUUCAAGAUCGCGUGAUCGGAAUGAGCGUGGAGAAACAAGCCUUCAUGUAGCUGCAAUUAAAGGUGAUCAGGACGGUGUAAAAAAAUUGCUUGAGUCAGGAGUGAAUCCCAAUGUCUUAGAUUUUGCAGGUUGGUCUCCUCUGCACGAGGCCUGCAGUCACGGCUACUACAACAUUGCGUUUUCCCUUAUUAAGGCUGGAGCCAAUGUUAAUGCAAAAGGCUUAGAUGAUGAUACCCCUCUUCAUGAUGCUGCAGUCAUUGGAAAUUUGAAGCUGGUAAAGUUGCUUAUUGAAAAAGGUGCUGACAUUUUUGCAAAAAAUCGAAAAGGCAAAACCCCAACGGAUGUUGCUGCUUCAAGUAUAUCUGCAUAUAUGUGCUCCUUAAGAGAUACUUCUAGUCAUAAUAACAACAAAUCUGCUCAAGCUUCGAAAAAAGUAGUCCUUUCAGAUUUAAGAAGAAGUAGCGAGGGUGAUGAUGGGUCUAACCCAGAUGAUGGGAAAAGUCAACCAAGAAACAAAGUCGAAAAAUCAAUCAAUCAAAAAGAUGAAUUUUACAAUGAAGAUGAUACAACAAACAGUUUUAAGUUGGGAAAUUUUAAUCCAAAUACAACAAUUAAACGUGCACAUUCCGAUGUAGAAGUCGAUGAAUCUCCAGACGGAGACGAUAAAAAAAAAAAAAGGAAAGACUCUGACAGCUUAAAGGAUACCUGUAAGGCCAGUCCUAGCACAAAAGCUCCAACAAGAAACGAUAAAGUUAGUAAGCAAACUGUAGGGUCAUCUAAACCAAGUUCAGUGGGCUUGAAAAUGACUUCUGAAAGAAAAAGUCCUUGCGUUAGUCCGAAACCCAUUUUAGUGAAAGCUCAUGAUAGUGACUUAGAAACAGAGGAAACAAAAGUUCUAGAAAGUGCCUCUGGCAACGGGCCAAAAGUCCCACCAUUAAAAAUUGUUAUUCCACAGCAAAACGAUCCUGAAUGUGGAUCCCGAAAUGGAAAAGUUAAUUCAGUUAGAAGUCAGAUCGCCCAUCCAUAUGUGGUUUCUUCUUCUAAUAGCAACGACUCUUUAUCAGCUGAAAAAGACACAAACCCAUCUAGAUGUAGCAGUCCUACAGAAGGAAUACAAAAAAAUAAUUCUGGAAACUCAGUUUCCGCUUUAUUACAGGAAGAAAAAAAUGUCAAACUAAGCAUUGAAGAAAAAGGUCAACAAAGAAUCUUAAGAAGCUCGCAUCGUACAGGUGGUCACAAUAUUGAUAGAAGUUCCAAUAACUCUUCUCCACAGCUUCAGAGUAAUUCUCCUUCGCCAGCUACGAUUAGUGAAAUGAAUGAUAAGAAUCUUAACCUCACUAAUAACCCAAUUGGUCUACAAAUUCAAAAUCAAGCACUUGAUACCGAUUCUAAUGGACUUGUGUCUAAUCUGUCGACUAUUUCAUCACCUUCUUUGAAGGAUAUGCAAUCAAACUCAGUUGAACUACAUCCACGGAAACGGAAAAUACGCACAAAACAUGAAGAAAGCUUUGUGAAGGGACACUCGACAAGCGUUGGGGCAGACUCGAAUAAUUCGUAUGAUAUUCAUCCUCACGACCAUCCUUUUACAAAUUGCUAUCAUAUGUAUUUAAAUAUUCGUAAUCAAAUAGAAAAAAAACAUAGGACCCUGUUUCCUAUACAACCUCGCCCUCCUCAAGGAUUUGCAGAAUAUUUAAUGAACAGGAAGUCUUACCUGCUAGCAAAUAAUCACACGCCAGAAUUUUCUCCAACAACUCCUUCAGACUUGCCUCCCCAGAUGAUUGAUUUAUUUAAGGCACAGGAAAGGGAACGUUAUAAAUUGAAAAUGAAACACGUUGUCGAAAAAGAAAAGUUAGGAUUAACAGUUGAGCAAGAGAUACUAAGAGUACAUGGAAAAGCUGCGAGGAGCUUGGCUUGUCAAUCUGUUCCCUUUUCAGUUUGUACACUACUAAGAGAUGAAGAAGUUUAUAAUUUGAUAACACCAGAGCAAGAAGAAAAAGACAGGAAUGCCCGAUCUCGUUACAAUGGCCGUUUGUUUAUUAGCUGGCUGCAAGACGUAGAUGAUAAAUGGGAAAAGAUAAAGGAAGCUAUGGUUCUACGUCACCACAACGAAGCUGAAAGCUUACAUGCUUUACAAAGAAUGGGUUGGGAUGAAGGUUUAAAAGAUAAUGAUUUAUGCGACAAUAAAUCAAAACCAUAUAUUCAAGAAGAACAUGUUCCAAUUGUGCAUGUUAGUGACGACUUUGAACUUCUUCCUGCUUGAAAGCAUACUCAUGCUGGUUUGUGACUUUUACAAACAGAAUUAAAAAGAGAUGAAUAGAUUUAUUACAUAAUGCUAAUGUUUAUUACUUGGCUAGUUAAAAUUAUAAUAUCAUCCCAACAAAAGUGGCGAGGUAUAAGAAAUAAAAAGUUGGUAUAUUAAAUUUUCUUUUAAAAAUACUAUAUUUAA